This is a messenger RNA of Necator americanus (New World hookworm), 486 nucleotides long. RefSeq lists its product as uncharacterized. The record is from RefSeq and is a predicted model, not a curated record. Lineage: Eukaryota; Metazoa; Nematoda; Chromadorea; Rhabditida; Ancylostomatidae. The transcript is spliced from 3 exons. Bases 1 to 486 code for a protein of 161 amino acids.
AUGCUCAAGAAAUUCAAUGAAACAGGGAGGAGAAUAGGACUGCGAAUAAAACGAAAGAAGACACAGUUCAUGAAGAACGUCUACUGCGAUGACGGAAGAGUACAACGUGAAAGCUUCGAGAUCGUGGAAACUCCGAUGCACGUCUACCUUGGACGCGCUGGAAACUACGGACCAACUGACAGAACAAGAUCUCCGUGCCCAGAACAAGAUCUUUUCGACUCCGCCCUUCCUCCAGCGCUCUGUAACGCAGUAGAGACGGCCGACUUACGAGCAGUGUCUCGUUUUAGCGAACCAGCGAAAUAUAUGUCGAAAGCAGAGCAAAGAUGGUCCGGUCAUAUUAUGAGAAGAGUCGUCGAUAGAUGGACUAAAAGAAAGCUAGAGUGGAUCCCAAAAGAUGCUAAACGUCCCCGAGGAAAGCCACCAACGAGAUGGGGUGAUGUGUGGUGCACGAAUGGACCAACUAAGAGCUCACCUGGAUACGGCUGA